Molecule: messenger RNA, 3746 nt
Organism: Trematosphaeria pertusa
Lineage: Eukaryota; Fungi; Ascomycota; Dothideomycetes; Pleosporales; Trematosphaeriaceae
Exons: 4
Coding region: 58-3279 (1073 amino acids)
Source: RefSeq, a predicted model, not a curated record
CCGCAGAUUGCACCAGGGAAAUCCAACUGGAACGAAUCUUUCGGUGCAAGAGUCGAAAUGGCCAUGAAUUUCGCCUUCUCUGACUCGGGGUACGCCUCUGCACCACAAGAUGCAUGUCGAAUCCGUCAAAGCCAAGAGGCGGUUCACGAUAGCCCGAUGACGGAAAAUGCUAAAGAUGACCCUGCAGAGGUUGGUUCUGGGGGCGGCAUUGAUAACGGUGUCGGGCCUGAUAUUUGCAAGAGCAUUUAUUCAGAUGCGACAACUGCUACAAUAUCGACCAAAGAACGUUAUAUUGCUGAAUUAGUCGAUGAUUUGGCAGACAACAUCUUGGUCGGCCGAGCCCGUGACGACGUUUCUGUGGACCAAAUAUGCGUUAUUCUGCCUCGACUCCUGAAGGCAUUUGCGAGGAGCGUCGGAUACUUGGGAGAGUCUCAAAAUGCGAGAGCUGUGAUGGUAUUUGUGAGCAAGCAUAGAGAAAUCAUUGCUACUCGGCUAAGAGAGCACUUUGAAGUUCAGGAUAUGAGAAGCCAAGUACGGGAUCCGCCUUCCAAUGAGAAAGUUACACUAUGGAUGCUCGGAGAAGAUCCCCCAGAAGAACCGGGUGAUCAUAUUCCCCAGGCAGCCGCUCCUAUAGCCGUGGAAGAUCUGGAAGACACAUAUGAAGUCAUUAAAGAACCCCGAGGUCCUGGAAUCGAAGUAAAUGGGUCCCGGUCACCCCAGGAGACAUUCUUUGGCGUCAAAGAUUUCGACGAACAGGAUUCGAACGAGGAGGAUGAGCCAGUGAAACUCCCAUCAUAUCGAGGCUGUGUGGCAGGAAGCUCCGCAUAUCAAUGGCUCCUAUCACGAAUACGCCGGAACAUCGCGGUUUCAUGGCCAUAUCCGAACAUCAUGCGGAGCAUUGAGGAUGAGAUUCUGAUGCAGUUGUCACGCAGUAAUGCUGCCAGAACGCUCAGUCGAAGUGAAGGGCCCAACAUAUGUGUUGUUGAAUUUUCUGUCAACUGGCGUCCUCUAGAAUUUCUUCGGGAACAGGAAUACCAAGAGAGACCUGAAGAAGCGAUUGGAAAGGUGAUUACCCUGACCGGCACGGCAACCGAUGCACAGGCAUUGACUACGGAACAAUACAUCCAACAAACUUGGCCGCUGACUGGAAUUGGCGUCCUUGAAGCGCUGAGAGGUGCUCUUCGCCAGGCUGGGGGCAUGUUUGUAUCCAAACAAUACAAUCUGCAGAAUGGUACCACUGUCCAAGCCAGUCUGACAGAAUCUGCGGUCUGUCUCACUGCUCUUGGGACGCUAGACGCGGUUGCCGAGAUUGGGGAGCAGCUUGCUUGGAUGGGGGCCGCUCUACGUUCCGCACCAGAUGAUUUGGGAGUGGCUUAUUGCUCUCCAUAUAUCCGUGUGGACGUUGGAAUCCCUGCCGAUGGCCAAACCGUUGCGAAGUGCUAUAUUGAGUCUACGUUCGCGAGACACCAAGAUGUGGAACCUAUCCUACCUAACGGCCGGUGCUGGCAUGCUCUAUUCCGCAAUCCGGUCAUUGUCAAAGGCUUCCCUGUGCUAGCCAAACCGGAAGGAGACACUGGGAUUGAAAUGCCUCUCAACAUUGUGGCGGGCUUAUUGGGCGCACGUCGCAUUGACCAAUUCGCCGGCAACAUCUUCAUCAAGAGCUUCUGUGCUAUGCUAUGUGUCACUCGGCUUGUUGCGGAUAUGGUCGUUUGGCAUUUCCUCUUCAAUGAUGAUGGAGAGCACAUUUCAUACACAGACCCUCGCAUCCAAGUGACUACGGAACCAUGGUCCACAAGGAUCGGAAUCCAUUCCCUACAAUCAGCGCGCCACGUUGUUGGUUGGUGUUCGAAAGUAUCCUGCCUUACAGGGUCGCCCACAGCCAAUUACUCGAUAAACUGGUCUCAGCUACAGAGAACGCACCAAGGAUGUGCCUUCGAGAAGGUCACAAUUUCUGGGGGCCAGUUCAUUACCGCGGGCGCUUCAUUCCUAGUUGGGAAGAAGGACAAUCCUGUCUUUAUCAGAGCAAGGGACGACUACUUAUCCCAGUUGAGAUGGAUUUCGAAGAAGUUCGUCAUACUGUAUGAUGUGGCGGAUCGGAGGGCGUGGAUGGUCGAUGGCGUCAGCGCGCUCCUUCACCUUGUCCGCGCAUCUCUUAGGAAUAACCAGGACGACGACUUCGCUGAUCUGUUCCUGUCCGAUGCCAAGGACUUAGUCGAGGCAGGUUCAGAUCGCAUCGGGAAGGCCGCAGCUAUUUCCGUCCUAACCAACAACCAAAACUGGAGCAUUAGGUUACACCAAAGGCCUGAGGACAGCUUCGAGGAGGAGACAACCAAACAAGGGGAAGAUACCGAGAGAAUAACGAAGAAGACGACGACCUUCUACUGCUUUAAGGAUCGAGUGGACCACAUCUACCACGUCCUGGAGCAAAUGAUCGCGUACCAGUCGCAAGUAGACUCCCAAGACGGUAUUGGGUUCAAAGUCAAGGCCAGCUCAAGAAGGCAGUUGGAAGGCUUCGAUUUCAUGGACGUUGCUUCAGACGAGGAUCCUUUGUGGCCCCGUGUUGUGACCCUAGCAUCUACAGGAGCCGGCUGGGUCGACUUCGCCAGAGCUAUGCACGCCGUCACUCUCUUCGGUCGCGGUUUCGGUGAUCUUUUAUCCCCGUCGAGUGAAAUCCAAAUCUGUGCCCAUUGGAAGACGGUGCCCAGAGGUCUUGAUUACCUCACUGUCUGCGUCUCAGACUUGAAAGAGAUCUUGAAGAAGAGAGGCGAUACCCUCAGCAAUCCUUGGAGACUUAUUGACGAUAUCCGCUGGCACAACCCCGAGACGAUAUUCGGGCCAUGCAAACGCUCGAAGAAGCCGAAGAUCUCGAAGUGCUGCGACAGAGUUCAGGUUUUGCUUCCGUCCAGCUUUCCAAGUCUUUGGGCGAGACAGUAUAGGAGCCCGUCGCGACUGGAAGAUUCGGGCGCUGUUAUCUUUGGCCAUAACCGAAAAUUGCCUCUGAGGUGGGGAGAUAGCGGUGACCCAGAAGAAGAGGCCGGGCCUUCAGCAUCAAAUGACACCCCCGCCGCGUCCCCUCCUGAUAGCGGUAUUGGCUCCAGUGUCGGCUCAACACCGUCAAAUGGGGGCAGGAGCCAGCCCCCUACAGCGUCCCCAACCACAGAUGAGGUCUCGCGAAGGAAAACAGGUGGAUGGCUCUUUCGGUCGGGCAGGCGCAAGAAGCAAAAGACCGAGGCCAGCGCUUCUAAGGAUGGAACUAUUCGAAGCUUUGAUGAGAGCUGACCUGCUUGAGCGCGAUAGACAAGACUCUACAUGUUUGAUGCCUAGAUACCUUCAUAGUUCCAGGCACACAUCCGACGACACAGCCCCUAUCUUCUAUUUCUGCGCUCAGUCCACCAUAACCAGAUUUCCCGCCCACGCAAUUCCCGCCCUCACCACUCAAACCUAAAUCCUCAUCCGUCAACUACAAAUAAGGCAUCGUAGGCUGGUUUGAGCGCGCUGGCGAGACUGGCGAUCAGUGAUGCGUUGGGUGAUCGCAGGACGAACCAGGGGUUGCGACAUGUGCGGCCGUCGCAGGAUUUUAUGACGGGGUGAAUAGGGUUGAGGCGAUCGAUUACCCGUGAAGUGGAGUGUGGGAAGGGAGUGAUGCGCGCGAGGAUAUGGAUUUCCCAGAGGUCGGCCUGGGGUUUGGGUUUAGUAUGAGUGGAACUGGUGGGAUAAUGCGGGAGAAUAGGGCAUGUCAAUUAGUG